ACCAGUUGGAUACCUAUCUGGCUUGGAUACUUUGCACGGGGCUAUGAAGUGUUGCAUUGUUUCCUUUAUUGCCUCCAGGUGAGGACAGACAGGACGUUGUACACAACGGCGGUAUCCUCGCCUCACCGUGAGCUCGAACCACAACACUGAUGAUAAAUGCGGCUCAGGCGAAACAAAAAGUCACCGCUCUUCUGUCCGUCAACUAUUGAUCUGCCUUAGGGCGGCGAGAUGAUCACGCUAAUCAACAAAUGUGGUAGCUUUAGUAAACAAACAGAUUCAGCUGUGUACCUGUUGUGGAAGUUCGUCAGCUUCAGCUUGGGGCCAAAAAAAGAGUUUGCGUGGUAGCGAUGCAUGAAGCUGAGCUGCUUCUCCAUUUCUUCCUUCCGAACUUCAAGACAAGAUGCCUCCCAUCAGAUGCCAAGACAUUACCCCACCAAAUGAACCACCCCCCUGUCGAGGUCGAGCUUGCCCCGCCACGAAGCCAGUGACGUUGCGGGCUGGCAGGCCAGACCCAGCGACGUCCACACCCGACGGUGGGUUUCCAGCUGUUUCCAAAGCCCCUUGGGACGCGACAACUUGGACCAAUCUUGACCACCACUUGCACAGCUUGCCUUCUUUUCUAUCUCUCUUCUUGAACGACCGUAAUUCCGCAAUCUCUCCAGAAUUCCCGCCGCUACCUACACUCAGUAGACAACCGCCAAGAUGUCGACCGCAGUCAUCAACGCCGACGACGAUGCUAUGGAGCCCACGCUCCAGUCCAUCCUCGACCAACGCAGCCUCAGAUGGAUCUUCGUAGGUGGAAAGGGUGGUGUGGGCAAGACGACAACCUCGUGCAGUCUUGCCAUCCAGCUGGCCAAGGUCAGGCGCUCUGUGCUUCUCAUCUCGACCGAUCCCGCCCACAACCUGAGCGAUGCUUUCAGCCAAAAGUUCGGCAAGGACGCCCGCAAGGUAGAUGGUUUCGAGAAUCUCUUCGCCAUGGAGAUUGAUCCAAAUGGAAGCAUGCAAGACUUGCUUGCUGGACAGGCUGAGGGUGAGGGCGCUGAAGCUUUGGGGGGUAUGGGGGGUAUGAUGCAGGACCUUGCCCUCUCGAUUCCCGGUAUCGAUGAAGCCAUGUCCUUUGCCGAAGUCCUGAAGCAGGUCAAGUCACUCUCCUACGAGACCAUCAUCUUCGACACCGCCCCAACCGGCCACACACUCCGUUUCCUCCAGUUCCCUUCUGUUCUGGAGAAGGCCCUGAAGAAAAUCUCGCAGCUCUCUAGUCAGUUUGGAGGAGUCCUGAACGGACUUCUGGGCGCCAACGGUGCCCUUCCCAACGGUCAAAACCUCGGUGAGAUGAUGGAAAAGCUCGAAGCCCUUCGCGCCACCAUUUCAGAAGUCAACCAACAAUUCAAGGACGAGCGCCUCACCACCUUCGUCUGCGUCUGCAUUCCAGAGUUCUUGUCACUCUACGAGACGGAGCGUAUGAUUCAAGAACUGGCGAGCUACCAGAUUGAUACCCACUGUAUUGUGGUCAAUCAACUUCUGUUCCCGAAGCCCGGUUCUGAUUGCGAGCAAUGUACGGCCAGACGGCGCAUGCAAAAGAAGUAUCUCGAUCAGAUUGAGGAGCUUUACGACGAGUUCAACGUGGUAAAAAUGCCACUUCUGGUGGAGGAGGUUCGAGGAAAGGAGAAGCUGGAGAAGUUCAGUGAGAUGCUGGUCAAGCCUUUUGUUCCCCCGUCAUAGGUUACAGGCGGAUACCAAGCAUGCUCAAACAUUGAUUAGUAUUCUAAAGAACGAGAGAGGAAGAGGGUUAUCACUGCUUUGAUGGGUCUCACCAAGGAUACCCUGAUUGUACAUCAGCAACGCGGGAUGGUCCCUGGCAGCGGCAGAUAUUGAAGAGUCGGACUGGCCAGUGGCCGUACUGGCAGACAGUGGACGUAGAACUCCCAUUUCAAUGCGGGGGGUUAAUCUGGCUGGAAAUCGCCGAGGACUGGCUUGCACAGUUCGAGGCGGGUGUUUUAGAUUUAAGCUUUCGGAAAGUCGUAGCGAUAGGUGCAGCUGGUCUUUCUGACGCAGGUCGGCAAUAUUUGUGGCGACUGUACAGAUCAGGUCUUCCAAGGGCUUGGAAGGUGAGAAGAUGGCCACGGUAUAAAUUGAAGCCUCCACCACCAAAGGAAAGGAUUAGAACUGUUUUACCUUCUUGAAACGGGCAGCUUUUUUAUUUAAUCUGCUGUAUUGGGAUGCUGAGGGUAGCGAAGAAUUAGAGCAUAUAGCGAGCGAAAAUAUGUGGUUUGCUUUCC
Podospora bellae-mahoneyi is the source of this 2279-nucleotide messenger RNA. It is a transcript of the gene GET3, whose product is annotated as Golgi to ER traffic-related protein. Lineage: Eukaryota; Fungi; Ascomycota; Sordariomycetes; Sordariales; Podosporaceae. Gene Ontology annotation, biological process: post-translational protein targeting to endoplasmic reticulum membrane. The transcript is spliced from 2 exons. Bases 703 to 1722 code for a protein of 339 amino acids. Gene Ontology annotation, molecular function: ATP hydrolysis activity; ATP binding. The record is from RefSeq and is a predicted model, not a curated record. Gene Ontology annotation, cellular component: GET complex.